UGCGAAGAUGACAUUUGGCAAUGCAAAUCCUGAGUAUUUUUGUGUUGAAAUGGAAUAUGUAAAUGUAAGAUCUGAUUCAGUUUGCUAUACUGCCUUAAUAACACAUACUAGACUAGGCAAUUUAUAUUCUAGUCAAAAUUCCCCGAAGUAGCUCACAGGUGUGCCUGAUCCUAGAUAACUUUGUUGAAGAAUUCAGUUUCAUCAUCUAUGGAUUCUAAUUGUGGGUUUUUUUUGGGGGCUAGAUGGCUUCUAAUUGUUUUAUUUGUUCUUUCUAGUGCUUCUCUUUAAACUUGCUGGGGACUUUACAGCAGUAGAAAAGGGUAAGCAAAUGAUUGUCGAUGAUGAUGUCCCAGGAUAGAGCAAUUGACCAACAUAGAGAUCCGAUAGAGAUCCUUUCUUUCUCUUGUAGAAAAGAUGAGAAGUAGAUGAUUAUGUAGGCAACAGCUUUGGCCCCAUGGUCCGUGAUUACCUAUUAACAUUUGUGAGGGAACCGGAGGACCUUAGUAAACCUCUUCUGGAAUGGAUAAAAAGUGAGGAAACGAAAAUGAUUUUGGUCAAAUUGGCAAGGAAGAAGAAACCCUUGUCUUUAUUUUUAAGGAAUAAUGAUAGAAAGGGCAAACAACAAACAUGUGCAUGUGCGUCCCUCAAUUGUUGAAAAGCCAAGUUGAUGUUCUUCCUGUCCUUUAUGGGUCUGGUUAAAAUUUGGUAAGAAAAAAAUGAUGUUGGUUGUCUUACAUCACUUCUGGGUUGGGACUGUUAUGUAGUAGAUAAGUGCUCACAAGUCUCCUUUUUUAUGUUAACAGUUGUCUGCAAAUAGUCAAACUAGUGGGUCUCGCUUUUCCUACGCAUGUUGAUUCGUGGUUCAACGUGAUGUUCUGGUCUUUAUGUGUCUGGUUAACAUUCAACAAGAAAUGCCAAAGGGGCAGUAGGGAUGGAAUACACUUGAGUGCUGCCAUCCCCAUGUAAGUAUGAAACCCACCCAACAUAAUGAUGCUCCAUGCCCUUAAAAGUCACCAGCCUUUCUCUUUUCUUUGUUCGUUUACCCACCUUUUAUUGUUUUUCCCCAAUUGCCCUGGUACGUUCUGUAAUUUUCUGGCUUCAGCAAGCAAAAUGGAUAUAUAACAACUUAUGGGUUGUAUGCACUUCUUGCUUUUGACUUUUAUACAUAGAAAACACAAUCAAGAAGAGACUUUCUUACAUUUACAGAAUUAUUAUAAAGUUGAUUGUGGUAGUUGGUAACUAAAAAUCUUAUUUUUGAUUUUUUUAUGUAAAAAAAUAUAAAAAUGUCAUUUAGCUAAACAUGCAUCAUAGUAGUAGAGUAGGUUGACAGUUGAAUUAAAUUGAUAGCAGCAUGUGACAAUUAUUGGAUGCCAUGGUCCACUUGGAUGAAAUGAAGUGAGGUGAGAAAUGGAGCUUGCUUCCUCUUUUUAUUAAGCUGAUGCUUCUUUACAAAGAAGAUUCUUUGCCUAUUUUUCUUAUAUGGAGUUCAAAUUUUACAGUAAUCGUAGUUUAUCGUUCAAAUAUUAUGUGGAAAGUAUAUUGAUUCACUCUAAUCCCUUGUUUGAUAUUAAGUGUACAGUUUGGAUUCAUCUCCACUUUUUCAAGUGUAAUAAGAACAUGGGUUGCUCAUAUUAGGAUAGGAUAGGAUAGGAUAGAGACCUAGUGUUCCCCUCUUCCCUACUAUCUUUUCUAUUGAGGAAAAAAAAUUAGGCACAGCCACGGGGCACAUUUACACCUGAAUAUUAGGAUCUGUCUUUAUAUGCCAAUUGACAUACCAAAAAUGCCCCCUUGUGUAGCAUCUGCCCUUGAUGGUGAAGACAUCAGACAUGUCGUUUUGCUUGCAGGCUUUCUCUGAGGGCUUUUUGGGUAAUUUGACCAUAAAGAAAACACUACAGAUGCAUCAUUUUUGUACCAUUUCUUGUAUAGAAGUAAUUAAAAAAAGCACAUGACUUUGCUUUUCCUUUUCUUUAAACGUCACUCUCUACCCAAUGUUGUUCUCUCUCUCUCUCUCUCUCCAUUCCAUCCCCUUUAUUCACGCCGCUUUCACUUCCACAAUCACAUUUCCUUUCCCAUUUGCCAAACAAGACAAAGAGAGCUGACUCUCUCAUCUUCUUCAUCUUCUUGUUUCUUCUUCCAUUAUUCCAACAACCAUCUUCCAAUUUUCAAUUCCAUUCCCCAUCUGUAUUUGUCUCUCCACAGACCUUACAGAGAAAAUGAGUGAGCUGUGGUUGUACUCAAUCCCUCGCCCUCCAAAAACUACCCAUUUCUCUACUCUCCUCUCUCACCUAUUCCUCUUCUUUUCCUUCAUUUUCUCUCACCCUCUCUAUCUCUCUCUCCUCAUCUUCUUCUCUCCAUUCCUUCUCAAGCUCCUCUCUUUUCUUUCUCCUCUUCUCAUCACCACCUCUCUCCUCCUCCUCGCUUUCGUCCUCUGUUCAUGCCAUGCAGUUGCAGAGAGACUAAACUCGUCGAAGAUGGAGGACGGAGACGAAGAGAUUCGAAACAUCGAGGAGCUUGAAGCUUACAAGAUCUUCUUUGACACCUCAACUUUCCACGAAAGUGAAGAAAAUUGCUCCCAAGCGGAUGAUGACUUGCAGGAGAAAACAGUGCAAGUUGCUUGGGAAGAGACCACUCAGCCCAUCAAGGGAGAGAAGAGAUCAGAAGAUGGGGUUAAAAGCUUGAUUAAUCAUGAUGUGGAAGGGCAGAAGGUUGAAGAAAACAAGGCAAAAGGUGACGGAACGAAGCGUACUGAUAAUGGGAGAGAAAGAAAUCCAAAAGUUCGUGUUGAAUGUUCUCAAAGACAUGAUUCCAAUGCAAAUAGCAUCACAGAUAAUGGUGGGGAAUACACUUCGAAGCUCUGGGAAAGUCCGAGUUCGCGAUCACUCGAUACGAGUCUUGGGAGCUAUGGAUCGAUGAGGAGGGAAAAGGAAUGGAAGAGGACGUUGGCGUGCAAGCUCUUCGAGGAGAGGCACAAUGUGGAUGGUGUCGAGGGGAUGGACUCGCUUUGGGAGAGAUACGAAAUGGAUUCUAGCAACAUUGCAAGGCGACGAAGCCACACCAAGAGCAAGAACAAGAACAAGAAGAAAGGUGUCGAGAACUAUGGUGAUGGUGAUGAGGAAGAGGACAUGGCCGGGCAAUUGUGUUGCUUACAAGCACUGAAGUUCUCUGCAGGGAAGAUGAAUCUGGGAAUGGGGAGGCCUAAUCUCGUGAAGAUUUCUAAGGCCAUCAAAGGCAUAGGAUGGCUGCAACAUGUUACUAGGCAUCGCAAAAAAGGUUACAGUUCGAUCUCUUAGUUACGAGAUUUUUUGUUUUGAGAAUGAGAACUCGCAGUCACUACCCUUUUAACUACCUUGCUUAGGCGAAAAUAGGUGCAUUUGUAGCACCAAUUUGCAAGUAUACAAGUUCAUCUUCCUGAUUAGUCAUCAGAUGAAGAACCUGUUCAUCUU
Messenger RNA from Diospyros lotus (date-plum), 3443 nucleotides. RefSeq lists its product as uncharacterized. The record is from RefSeq and is a predicted model, not a curated record. NCBI's taxonomy places the organism in Eukaryota, Viridiplantae, Streptophyta, Magnoliopsida, Ericales, Ebenaceae. The transcript has a single exon. The coding region runs from base 2214 to 3290 and encodes 358 amino acids.